AGCAAUUUCGGACCCUGCUUUUCACUUCCGAGGGGGAGAAAGAAAAAAGAAUGGUGGACAACUUCCGUCCCCUGCAGCCCCUCAUGAAUCGCACUGUCCGCUCAUCCUUCCGUCAUGAUUAUAUCCUCAAUAUACAAGCAAAAUCCAAGCCAUCGACCAGCCAAGCUAGCCCCUAAGACGCCCAUAUAUAAACUGAGGACUAGACAUUAAGGAAUUUACUCAAGAUCAGAGAGCCAAGGCUUGAGUUUCCUAGUCCAUUCAACUCCAAAGCCUCUAAAUACCGAUGCACUGAACCGGACAAGAUCAACUUGGAGGUGUGUUACUCCAAGUGUCUCUGUAAGAGGGAGUAGGACAGGCUUUAUAUAGAGUUUGUGCUUCCGUUGAAUGAUUACAAGGAGGAACUAGGGGAAGCCGGGACAGUUUAGGAAUUGGGUAGCUCAGUAAUUUUGAUUUAGAGGCGAGAGGUACAAAGCUAGGCCAGGGAGUUAAGUUCACCUCUGCAGCCCGCAGAUGUGAAUGGAAAGGGGUGAAUCUGGAGCUUGGUCUGAGGCGCUGAUUGGUGGAGUCGCGGAAGGAGGCGGAGCCUGGGAAGUCGGACUGGGAAGCAAGGAGAGCUCUGGGGCGGGGGGGCGGAAUGAGGAGAAGAGGAAGAAGUGUUACUUUAACCUCAGGGCCCCAAGCCAUUCCACUAUGGUGUCGAGAGCGGUAGGAGGGAAGAGGUACUUGCAGGCCGGCAUAGCGAUUCUCGAGAAGGAGACAUUUAUUUGUGCAGGGUUUUCGGAAGACGAGCCAGCGACGGCAACCUCCCGUUUUCUAUCUUGGGUGCGUCUGGGCGGAGAACGCGGGCCACGUGGUUCCGUCCGCAGCCGCGCAGCUGCGCGCUCGCCGGAGCCCGCCUUUCCCGGCAGGCUCUUGUGGGCGUGGCGGCGCCGGCAACAUGGCGGCGCCCCAGACGGUGAUGCUUCCGGACAAACUAAGCCACAAAAAGUACAGGGCCGCCCUGAAGAAGGAGAAACGGAAGAAACGCCGUCAGGAACUCGCUCGAUUGAGAGACUCAGGCAAAAAUUACAUGAGGAGUGGUUGCUGCGGGAGCAGAAGGCACAAGAAGAAUUCAGAAUAAAGAAAGAAAAGGAAGAGGCAGCUAGAAAAAGGCAGGAAGAACAGGAGAGAAAGUUAAAGGAAGAAUGGGAAGAACAGCAGAGAAAAGAGAAAGAAGAGGAGGAGCAGAAGCUACAAGAGAAGAGAGAAAGAGAGGAGGCUGUGCAGAAGAUGCUGGAGCGGGCUGAAAAUGAGUUGGAAAAUAGUGCCACAUGGCAAAACCCAGAACCACCCACGGAUGUAAGAAUAAUGGAGAAAGAUCGAGCUAACUGUCCAUUCUACAGUAAAACGGGAGCUUGCAGAUUUGGAGAUAGGUGUUCACGUAAACACAAUUUCCCAACAUCGAGCCCCACCCUUCUUAUUAGAAGCAUGUUUACAACAUUUGGAAUGGAGCAGUGCAGAAGGGAUGACUAUGACCCCGACGCCAGCCUGGAGUACAGUGAAGAGGAGACCUACCAGCAGUUCCUGGACUUCUAUGAGGACGUGCUCCCUGAGUUCAAGAACGUGGGGAAGGUGAUCCAGUUCAAGGUCAGCUGCAACUUAGAACCUCAUCUGAGGGGCAAUGUGUAUGUUCAGUACCAAUCGGAAGAAGAAUGCCAAGCAGCCUUUUCUCUGUUUAACGGAAGAUGGUAUGCAGGACGACAGCUUCAGUGUGAAUUCUGCCCAGUGACCCGGUGGAAAAUGGCAAUUUGUGGUUUAUAUGAAAUGCAGCAAUGCCCAAGAGGAAAACACUGCAACUUUCUUCAUGUGUUCAGAAAUCCCAACAAUGAAUUUUGGGAAGCUAAUAGGGACAUCUACCUGUCUCCAGAUCGGUCUAGCUCUUCCUUUGGUAGGAACUCAGAGAGGAGAGAGAGAAUGGGCCACCAUGAUGAGUACUAUGGCAGGCCCAGGAGGAGAAGAAGCCCCAGUCCGAACCGUUUCUAUAAAAGAAAUGGAGAAUCUGAGAGGAAAAGAAGAAGUACCCACAGGGAUAAGAAGUCUCACAGACACACAGCAAAAAGUCGAGAAAGACACAGUUCACGAAGUAGAGAAAGAAAAAGGGACCGCAGUCGGGGCCGGAGCAGCCGGAGCAAGAGCCACCGGAGCCGAAGCAGGAGCCGGAGCCGGAGUCGGAGUCCAAGCCCUUCUAAGUUCAGAAAUUAUAGUGGGAGAAGGUCAGGUAGUAGAGACGGAACUAUUCAUAGUCCCAAAUCCAAAUAAACUGAUUGUGUUUUUAAA
Molecule: messenger RNA, 2316 nt
Organism: Myotis brandtii (Brandt's bat)
Lineage: Eukaryota; Metazoa; Chordata; Mammalia; Chiroptera; Vespertilionidae
Gene: ZRSR2
Product: zinc finger (CCCH type), RNA-binding motif and serine/arginine rich 2
Exons: 11
Coding region: 517-2298 (593 amino acids)
Biological process (GO): mRNA splicing, via spliceosome
Cellular component (GO): spliceosomal complex; U2AF complex
Molecular function (GO): pre-mRNA 3'-splice site binding; metal ion binding
Source: RefSeq, a predicted model, not a curated record